CGAGGUGAGGGAGGGUCCACGGAAAGUCUGCUUGGAUGCAUCCUAGCUCAAACAAUAACAAUCUUAAAAAGAAACGUUUCUAAAACAUUCGCUUUCUUAUAUUCCUAGAUAGAUAAACUCUAAUGGCGGAACCGAAAGCAGCACCAACGACUUCAGAUGAAAAUGUAAAAGCACCAAACUUGUUGGAGAGAGCAAAAGAAGAGAUUGAGGCAGUAGCCCAUGCUCAUAAAUCCCCUACCCAUGAUAAAGAAACGCAUGGAACCAGUGAUGACAUUGAUGAGAAUACCCAGAUAGAUGAAGUCAAAGGUCCAGGUGUAUUUCAACGAAUUAAAGAGGAAAUUGAGGCCCUUUUCUCUGCAAUUCUUCCAAAGAAAGAGUCCAAAAGUGACAAGUAAAGUAGUCCCAUUUGCAAUAUUGUUACAACUUAUAAUAUUUGGCUUGGUUUUAUGUAUCAUGUAUGUUUUGAUUUGCUUUACAAUAUAAUGUGAAAACAUUGUAGUUUGGAAUGCAAUUUUUCUUCUUAUUUAUUAAAUGUAGUCAUCCUAUUCUACAUAAGUGAUUUCAGUUAAUUAGAUGAGCUCCUUUGUUAACUGUG
This is a messenger RNA of Cannabis sativa, 595 nucleotides long. RefSeq lists its product as uncharacterized. The record is from RefSeq and is a predicted model, not a curated record. The transcript is spliced from 2 exons. Lineage: Eukaryota; Viridiplantae; Streptophyta; Magnoliopsida; Rosales; Cannabaceae. Bases 123 to 395 code for a protein of 90 amino acids.